AUGAGCUACGCCAUCCUCCCCGCGUUGAUCCCCGACAUCGAGAAGGUGUACGAUGCCUACUUCUCGGCCUUCAAGGGCGACCUGAUGGGUGACAUUAUGGUCAAGCGAUCUGUUCCCCGGCGGCGCCUCACCUUCAAGGAGUGGCGCGCAGCGGACUACCCUUCUUUCAGCGAGGUGCGGAAGGCCAAGGCAGCGGCGGCGGCUGCUGCUCUUGUUGCCCCUGUCGUCGUUGCUGCUGCGGCUGCAGACAAGACCGAGGUCAAGGUGACCGAGGUGGCGGUCGAGGUGAAGGAGGUCGUCGCUUAG
Molecule: messenger RNA, 306 nt
Organism: Verticillium alfalfae VaMs.102
Lineage: Eukaryota; Fungi; Ascomycota; Sordariomycetes; Glomerellales; Plectosphaerellaceae
Exons: 2
Coding region: 1-306 (101 amino acids)
Source: RefSeq, a predicted model, not a curated record